Dama dama (fallow deer) is the source of this 13458-nucleotide messenger RNA. RefSeq names its product TSC22 domain family member 2 (gene TSC22D2). Gene Ontology annotation, biological process: regulation of transcription by RNA polymerase II. The record is from RefSeq and is a predicted model, not a curated record. The coding region runs from base 1064 to 3067 and encodes 667 amino acids. The transcript is spliced from 3 exons. Lineage: Eukaryota; Metazoa; Chordata; Mammalia; Artiodactyla; Cervidae.
GCGGCGGCUGCGGCGCUGGCGGUGGCUGCGGCAGCGGCGGCAUUUUAGUCGGCAGCGGCGGCGGCAGCGGGGCUGCUGCUCCUCCCAGCAUCCCUGGCGCGGCCAUUUCAGCCCCAUCUUGGCCGAGGGGAGGGAGCUGCAGCCGCCGCUUCAGCAGUUUGAAUUUCAGUUUCUCCAGGGCCUGCGAACCGGGCGCACCGAGGAAGAAUCAAAGAAGCCACCGCAGCUACCUCACACAGCCGGCGCGCCGCCGCUAGCCGGCCUGCCGGCCGCCGCCCCUCACUCUGAGGAGCCGCGAGGGGAAGGCCGAGACCGCCGCCACCGCCCGCCCGCGGGGGUGGCUCCCCCUGUGUAGGGGAGGACCGAGCCGGCUUUCCCCUCCCCCGGAGCAGGUUUCCGCCUGAGGCAGUCGACAUGUCCCUGGGGCUGAGCUCCGGCUAGAGCCGGGGAGGGAGGGCCGCCCGCCCGUGCCGAAGCUCGCCACCCGCCCGCGGCUCCUGGCUGAAUCAGGAAUCCCUGGCUCCGGACUCGCCACUCCUGCUCCUGCUGUCCUCGGCGUCCGAGAGCCCGGAGCUGACGCCGGCACUGGUUCCAAGAGUCGGAGCGGGGCAGCACCGCCCCUCACGCCGCCGCCGCCUCCCCUUCGCCCUCCCACUCCCACCCCCAGCCUAGGCCUGCUGACCGCGCCGAGCUGGAUUGACCACGGCGGCCCGAAGACGCGAGGAGGAAGCAGCUGACCCGCCCCUGGGAUCGUGCUCUCGCCGCCACUGGGGGGAUUGAACUGAGGCGCCGCGACUGCGGGAGGCGAGAAGGAAGGAGGAGCCGCCGCACGAGUGAGACGGGGCCAGAGCCGAAGAGACCGACUCCGAUAAGGAAACGGGAGGAGGAUGUCUCACGGAGCGGCCGGCGCCCGGAUCAGCCCGUGACUCUUAACAGCGACGGGCCUCAGACCCCUGCACGGACGCGGACUUUUGUCUUUGGGGGCCAGUGUUCUGCCCUUCCUGGUUUCCGGUAAGAUCGCGGAGGAGCCGGCGUGCCUCUCUGCCCUCCAGCCUUCCUCACCAUGUCCAAGAUGCCGGCCAAGAAGAAGAGCUGCUUCCAGAUCACCAGUGUCACCACGGCCCAGGUGGCUACUAGCAUCACCGAGGACACCGAAAGCCUGGACGACCCGGAUGAGUCACGCACAGAGGACGUUUCUUCCGAGAUAUUCGACGUUUCUCGGGCCACGGAUUACGGCCCCGAGGAGGUCUGCGAGCGCAGCUCCUCCGAAGAGACGCUCAACAAUGUUGGGGAUGCGGAGACUCCCGGGACCGUCUCCCCCAACCUCCUCCUGGACGGACAGCUGGCGGCCGCGACAGCCGCUCCGGCCAACGGAGGAGGAGCCGUUUCGGCCCGGAGCGUGGCCGGGGUGCUGCCCAGCACCGUGUCGCCGGCCGCCACCUCAGUCCCCUCCUCAGGGGCCCCCGGCGCUCCCCCGGUCACGGGCCCGUCCGCCACGCCAGGAACUGCCGCCUCAUCACAGCCCCCCACCACUUGUAGUUCGCGUUUUCGCGUGAUCAAGCUGGACCACGGCAGCGGGGAGCCUUACAGACGCGGCCGAUGGACGUGCAUGGAAUACUAUGAGCGGGAUUCCGAUAGCAGCGUCCUGACCCGGUCCGGGGAUUGCAUUAGGCACAGCAAUACUUUUGACCAGACUGCGGAGCGGGACAGUGGCCUGGGCGCCACCGGAGGGUCGGUGGUGGUGGUGGUGGCCUCCAUGCCGGGCGCGCACGGGCCCGACUCGGGAACUGACAGCUCCUUGACUGCUGUGUCACAGCUACCCCCGUCGGAGAAAAUGAGCCAACCCGCCCCGGCCCCGCCGCAGAGUUUUGGCGUUGGGCAGCCGCAGCCGCCGCCUCCGCCCGUAGGUGGGGCUGUGGCUCCAAGCUCGGCUUCGUUGCCGCUGUUCCCGGGAGCCGCGGCCGCGCCGCCGCAGAGGUUGGCAGCCCCGCCGCCCAGCCAGGCCCAGGGCGCCGGGCCCCCGGGGCCCAACGGACAGGGCCUGCCGCUGACGAAUGUAACCCUGGCGCAGCCCGGCCUGGCCGUGGGCGCUGCCACCGCGCCCCCGCCCCAGCAGUUCGCGUAUCCUCAGCCUCCAAUGCCGCCGGGCCAUCUGCUGCCCGUCCCGCCCGCCGGCCAGAGUGAGUACCUGCAGCCGCACGUGGCCGGCCUGCAGCCGCCCAGCCCUGCGCAGCCCUCUUCCGCGGGCGCAGCAGCGGGUCUCCCCGCGGGCACCGGCCAGAACGCCGCCUCCGCUGGCGCGCAGAUGAUGGGUGCGCCCUCCUUGCCCGGAGAAGCGGUGGCCCCUGGGCCGGGCCCCGCGCCCGGAGGACCGGCCGCGCCCGGUCAGCCGGCCGGAGUGCCCCCGGCUGCAGUGGGAGGCACGGCGCCGUCGGGCCUGGUUCCCGCUGGGGUCGGGCAGCCGCAGGCCGCGCCUCCGCCGCAGAUGGGUGGCAGCGGCGCGCCGUCGGUCGUGCCCGGCGGCCCUCUCGCCGUGGUGCCCGGAGUUGCCAACGUGCCUGCAGCCGCGCCCGCUCCCAGCGUGCCUAGUGUGCCGACCACUUCUGUUACUAUGCCAAAUGUCCCCGCGCCCCUGGGCCAGGCGCCGCCGCUUUGCAGCCAGCCUCCGGUCAGCAGGAGCGGCAGCAGCAUCCAGCACGUGGGGCUGCCCUUGGCGCCCGGCACAGCCAGUGCCCCGACGAGUCUACCGCAGUCUGACCUGAGCCAGUUUCAGACUCAGACCCAGCCUUUAGUCGGGCAAGUUGACGAUACUAGAAGAAAAUCAGAACCCCUACCUCAACCACCACUUUCUCUCAUUGCUGAAAAUAAGCCUGUUGUGAAGCCUCCUGUUGCAGAUACCCUGGCAAACCCCCUUCAGUUAACACCUAUGAACAGUCUCGCCACCUCUGUAUUCAGCAUAGCUAUUCCUGUUGAUGGUGAUGAAGACAGGAAUCCUUCAACUGCUUUCUACCAAGCGUUCCAUUUGAACACGGUUCAGGAAUCAAAGAACCUCUGGGAUAGAUCCUAGAAAUAUUUAAGGUAUCGGAAGUGAGGCAAGUUGCUAUAUCUAUAGUUUCUCAUGGAUUGAAAAUACUUCGUCUUCUUCUUGGAGCUCUUUUGUCCAGAGCCAGAGAAGUGCAGUGGGUACUUGGAGAGUUGUCUGUAGUUGUUAGUGCCAAAAUGUAAUCAGAACUUUCAUUCUAGAUCAGCCAUUCUUCACUGGAAAUUGACAUGUUGUUACCAAGAUGAUGAACUCAACCCUGUGGAAACUGACUGGUUUCCCUUUAGCUUUUCAUCUAGCUUAAUUUUCAGUUGAGAAGAGGAGUAGUGGCUGGCGUUGUUAGUCUAAGCACCCACAGCUUUAGUUGGAUGCUUACGGUUUAGUUACUAAACCUUUUAGUAGUUUAAUACCUGGUAAAGUGUUGUGGGACUGUUUAUUCUUCUUCAUUGCAGACAGAGGUUGAAGAUUAAUCUGUGUUAAGCUUUGAAAAAUGUCUCACCAAAUUGCCUUGUUCAUUUUUGACUAUUACAAAUUUAGGCUUUUUAAAAUAUUACUAAUUUGGCAAGUCAGUAUUUUUUAAGGAUGAUAUUAUUAAAUAGAACCCAUUAAAGGAUUUAAGGGGCUAUACACUCCUUACAUCAUUUACUCACUAAGAGGUAUACAUUUGUCUUUCAGUAUAGAUAUAAUGGUUUUUCAGGCUCCCGUUUAUGAAAUCUUGGAAAUCAUUUUCAGUAGGGGCAGCUUUUAAGCCCUGUGCCAAUUUUUAUUAAACCUGCCCUAGAUAUCUGAAGAUUCUUGGGUUCACCUUACUCAAAAGACUGGGAUCUUUUUUUUCUAGAAUUCUUUUAGCAGACUAUCUUUUAAUCAAAAUAUAGGUAACUAAUAUAUCUUUCUCACAUUGACUUAGAGCUGUCUAAUGGCCUUUUUGUUUUCUCUACUAUUUAGAUUAGAAUUAGCAAGCUGAGAGACUUUGUGUCAGUCUGCCUCUGCCUAUAUUUAGAUAGUUCCUCUUUCUGUUGAUAUCCAAUGCUUUAUUCAGUUAUUAUACUGAAGUCGAAGCUCCUGUCAAGCCUUCCUUUCCUUUUCCUGUAGGUGCCAUCAUUUUCUGUCUUCCCCCAUUUGUUAUUUGCAAAGUCCUCAGGGAAUCAGUCAGCUGAAACCAUCACCAAAUAAAGAACAAUAGAUUCUAAUAGCUAAAAUAAUACAACUUUUUCUUAGGAAACCCAAAUUAAUUGCAUUGACUAUUUUAUUAAAAUGAAUAAUGUAGCUUCCAGGUUUCACCUUUUAAGCUCUGUGCCAAUGUUUAGUGAUAACCUAGCCCGUUGGCAUUUCAGAACAGUAACUUGAAAAUUUGAUUUCCUAUUUUUCUUCUUUAAAAAACCAACUUUCCAAACUUAAUCAUUGGCAUUGCUUUGUUGCAUCACAGAAUUAGUUUAGAAAGUUACCCUGAUAAUCACUAGGGGAUAGGCGCUCACUGGGAGUCCUUUGUGUGCAUAAGCUAAGGGUAAGAAUUUAUAGCAAACAACUUUUACCCUGUUGUAAAUAUCAAAUCAGGAAGAUAAAGGAGUACUAAAGGGAAGAGACUUUACCUCAGGUAGACUAAAGAAAAAAAUCAGGUAGCUUGUAAGGAUUUAUCCUUAUUGAUAAAUACUUAGAAAUGUUUCUGCCUUAACGAAGAAAAUACUUAAAAUGUAGUUAACAGAGUAACAGUGGCUAGGUACACCGUCCUCUUGAGUCGUUUUGUCCUUCCUUAUGACAGCAGUAAUAUUUAAAAGAGAAAUGAAUAAGGGAAGUAGUGUACAUGAAUUAUUAGCUUAAAAUGAAUAAGUCUUUGGGUCUUUUACUUGGCUACUUGAUGAUUUCAAUUAAGUCUUUAUAGUGAUUAUUUACUUUCCUCUAUUUAUAUCUGGUUUCUAAAUUGUUGCAUUAAAAUGUUCUAAUUAAAUAAUGUCAAGUAUUUUGUGUUAGGAGUAUCCCAAGUGGCUCAGUGGUAAAGAAUCUGCCUGCCAAAGCAGGAGAUGCAGGUUUGAUCGCUGGGUUGGAAGAUUGCCUGGAGAAGGAAAUGGCAACCACUCCAGUAUUCUUGCCUGGGAAAUCCCAUGGAUAGAAGAGCCUGGUGAGCUACAGCUUAUGGGUUGGCAAAAGAGCCUAAUACAGCUUAGCAAUGAAACAACAACAAAUUUUGUGUUAGAAAAGGUGUCCAACACUUCCUAUGGUUAUGAGAUUCAGGAGUAAAUCAGAACUAAACUAUGAGACGAUUUGUUGUCUCCUCCUCCAGGAAACUUGGAUACAUCAUUAACACCCACUUAUUAACCCAAAUGGGAAAAAAUCAAGUUUCAAGAACUAACCACGGUGGGCUGCUUGUUAGAUUGUAACUGGUUACUGUGUUCUCUGAUAAUCACACUUGUAAGUGCUUUGAGGAUAUGAGCCCAAGCUGUUGUGUAACCAUACCAAAUACAUCUCUUAAUAAUUUGUACCUUAAGUCUUACGUAAUUUAUUAUCUGAUUGUAUUUUGACCAAUUCCAAUUAAGAGUAUCUAGUAGAGGAUAAUCAGAGAUGCUGAAAAUUAAAGGAAGUUUUAAUGGCCUGUCAUCUUUCCCAGGUGGCACUAGUGGUAAAGAACCCACCUGCCAGUGCAGGAGACGUAGGCGACCCAGGUUCAGUCCUUGGGUGGAGAAGAUCCGUGGAGGAGGGCAUGGCAGCCCACUCCAGUGUUCUCGCCUGGAGAACCCCAUGGACAGAGGAGUGUGGCAGGCUCUAGUCCAUGGGGUCACAAAGAGUUGGACACGACUAAAGUGACUUAGCACGUCACCUUUUUUAGGACUGGAUCUCAGAGUUAGAGGAAAACCUAAGAAUAUGCUUAUAAAAUGUUCAAAUGACAUUAAAGCAGGAAGUCAUAGCUAUUAUUGGAUGAUAGCAUUUGUGAAUUUAACUGUCUAAAGUAUGUGCAGAAAUUCACAAAGUGAAAGAACACGUAUGUAAAUUCAGGAAGGUUGAAACUUAAGCUGAAUAGGUAGAGUAAAAAGUACCUAGAUACACUAGUUGACUGUAUUUUAUAGUUACUGGUUAGCAAAUGACAGGCCUGCCACAAAAGCUAAUGUAAUGUGAGGCAGCAUUUAUAUAACUAGGAUAAAUAGGAAAAGAUGGUGACAGACUUACUGUACUUUAUUUCUGUAGGCUGCUUGCUCUAAAUACAAAGUUAACUAGAAAGUCUAAUUUAUAUUCCACCUGGACAGCCAGGUGGGUAUUUCAGUAGGAAGACUUGAGCUUAUUUUCUGAAAGAAAAUGGGUCCUCUGGGAAAUAGCCCUGCCAUCACUAGAAAUAGUAAAGUGGUCUUCCUGGCUAUUAGGAAUGUUUGAGGUUUAGAGCCAGUUACUUUUAAAAUCCCUACUGUGCAGAAUAUUACUGCGCCACUUAGUUCUAAAGGAAGAAGGAAAAGAGAUAAGAGAAGUUUUGAAAUUGAUCCACCUCAUUCUAUUUUGUCUUUGCUGCCCAUUAGUUUCAGAAAACCUCAAAGAGCUGUGUAUUUGUUUAAGGAAUGGAGGCUUAACAGACCUUUGGAAGGUUAAUACAGUUCCUUCCCUAUCAGGACAGAUUUCCCAUGUCAGAGGCAAUUAAGUGUGGCCACAAAUUUGGAAGCCAGUGAUUGGGUAGGAUUCAGUUGUGCGGACAUGCUCAGCCGCUUCCUUCAGUCAUGGCUGACUCUCUGCGACCCUAUGGACUAUACAGGCAAGAAUACUGGGGCGGGUUGCCAUUUCCUUCUCCAGGGGAUCUUCCUGACCUAGGGAUCGAACCCUGGGUAGAUCCUGCAUUGAAGGGAAAUUCUUUACCACUGAGUUACCCGGGAAGCCCCAGAAUUUGGUCAUGCAGAGUUAAAGGACUGAGAAGCCACGCUCUGGUUAGAGGAAAUGCUGUGAACCACUGGAAGUAUAUGGUACGGAUGGCUACAUUUGAUUGGUGCGUAAAACAUUUGAAGAUAACAGAGAAAAGAUGGUAGAUUCGUUAGAGACCAGAUAUAUUAGGAAGGUAACGAAGGUCUGAAUUAGGCAAUAGAGAUGAGGAAAGGGGCUUCCUAGGUGGCGCUAGCAGUAAAGAGCCUGCCUGCCAGUGCCAGAGAUACUAGAGACAUAGAUUCGAUCUCUGGGUUGGGAAGAUCCCCUGGGGAAGGUAAUGCCAAUCCACUCCAGUAUUCUUGCCUGGAGAAUCCCAUGGACAGAGGAGCCUGGUGGGCUACAGUCCAUGAGGUCACAAAAAGACUGAAGCGAUUUGAUGUGCUCACACUUAAAAAAGGAAAGAAUGGUUAUCAGAAGGUAAGACUUAAAGAAUUCUGCUACUGAUUAGGUAUGACAGGGAAACAGUCAAAUUUGACUUUGUCAGACCUAACUGAAGGAAUAGUGGUACCAUUACUAGUAUUACUGAAAUAAUUGGUUUGGGAAGAAGAAAAUAGUAAUGAGAUUUUGCUUUGAGCCAAAGAGCCAGUGGAAGGUCAAGGUGGAAAUGCUCAGGUUACAGCUCUGCCUGCAAACCUGCAGCCUGGUGGAGAAGUUAAGGCUAGAGAGGAUUGAAGAACCUUUUAUUUAUUUGUUUCUUUAUUUAUAUUAUUAUUUUACUCUAGAAUUCAGGCUUUAGGAAAGGCUCUAGUUUUCUAGGAGCAGAGUAGUGGAAAGGGGGCAGGUCAGGACCUUGGGCAACACUAUCUACAUUUAGAGAACGAGAGAAACUUUGAAGAAGAUAAGUGGUCUUAGAGACUAGAAGAUUCUAAGAAUAUUAAUUCUCACUCAAAAAGAAGGGAAGAUGUUUGAAUCUCUAUUUGAAAAAAUUUCAGGUUUACAGAAAAAUUAUAAGACAAAUACUGUUGACCCUUGAACAAUGCCGGGAUAAGGGGGUAACCAACCUUCUAUGCGUGAAAAUUCCCAUGUAACUUAUAGUCAGCUCUCCAUAGCCACAGAGUUCCUCCAUAUCUGUGGUUUUGUAUACGUGGGUUCAACCAACCAUAGACUGUAUAUUGCAGUAGUAUGACUAUUGGAAAAAUCCACAUAUGAAGUGGACCUGCACAGUUCAAAUCCAUAUUGUUCAGGAGUCAGCUGUACAAAAGCGUUUCAGUAAUCUUAACAAAUUUGACAUUUGUUAGCAUUUAGUCACACUUGCUUUAUCAUCCUAACAUACUGUUUAGGAACUAUUUAAGAGUAACUUGCAGAUAUCUUGUUCAUUAAUUCCAAAACACUUUAGCAUAUAUUUCCUAUUAUGUAAAAAUAGUAUAGCUACCAAAUUCAGAUUUGUUACACUUAACUAAUAUGUAGCAUACAGUUCAUGUACACAUUCUGUUGGUUGUCCCAGUAAUGUCCUUCAUGACCAUUUUUUACCUGAUCAAAGAGCCUAAAAAGAUGACAGAUUACAUUUAAUUAUGAAACAUUUGUCUUUUUUCCUCCUGUCUUAUGUAAAUAAAUACUGUAUAAGUCUUCUUUAAGAUUGUUUAAAUAGUCACUAAAAAAGGAAGUGCCAGUGUUCUGCUUGAAUAACAGGGGAAAAUGCAUCUGCCUUUUUACAGACGCAUGUCUUUUUACAGUCUAUGUUACAGGGGUUGGGAAAGAGAGUGAUGAAAGGGUGUGCUGACUAGGAUCCAGCUAAAACAACUACUGGGAAGGAGAAGUGUUUAAGAAGAGUCCUAUUUCCUAAAGUUUAGUGGGGACUGGCCAAGGAAGGAGAACAUGCGGAUAUCAAUGAGGGUGUAUCCCUUACGAGAGAAACUGAGGUAUAUUCAUACACCAGCUUUUUCUGUACUCUGGUUUUUAUACAUAUGCAUUAAGCUGGGAUUUUAAUUAUCUUAAGUAGAAAAAAAUAGUAUAAUUUGAAGACAUUCUUACUCACCACUUAGGUUUACAAAAUACGUGAUUGCUGUCCUUUAUAGUCUGAUUUAUCCUCCCAGUUUUAUUGUGAUAGUUGCCUAAGGUGGCUUGUUUCCUGCCAGAUGUUUAACCAUAGAUCUGUAUCUCAUUGUCUGAAGUGGUAUUUCAGUGGAUCCUAAGCAUUUGUUCUCCUGUCAGCUUUUCUGUGACUAACGGAAAUGGGACACUUGACAUGCUGAUACUGUUUUCAGCACGUGACUGGACUUCAGAAUUGGUGACGAGAAAUUAUUAACUGUUCAUUGAUUAUGAUAUGUUUCUUUGUGCAUGUGCUUACUGCCUUCCUCUUUAGUUAGUAAAUUUUCUCCAUAGAAGUCACCACAACCUACCUACACUGAAAGGUCAUGAUAGUUAUUUUUAGGAUGAAACUUGAAAAGUAGUUUUAAAACAUGGAAAUAGUUGGUAAGGUCUCUUUAUUGUUGUUGAUAUUAAUUGUUUAACUUUUCACGAAUAGAUUUUAAGUAAAUCAAACCCUUGAACAGAACAAUGUGUGUAUGAUAUGCUAAACCCAUCUCUUGUUUUUUUUCCUACAGAAUCUAGAACUCUGUAGCAAAGCUUUUUAAGAAAAGACUCAUACUGAAUUUGUUCAGAUGACAAGGAAAUUCAAAUAUAACCUGAAAUUGUUGAAUCAGAUCAAACAUACAAUAACUGUUUGGAGGUUUUUUCCAUUCUAGUUCCUAACAGUUUAAAAAUAUGAAUUCAUACCUCUUCUAUGUACUGAAACCUGCAGAUAGUUUUGGCAGCCUAUUGAGGAGAAAGAAAUAUUAAGUAGAAUUACUUUAAUAUUUUUAUUUUCAGCAAGAUUUGGGUUGGUAGGUAGUUAGACAAGAGAAAUGACUGAUUCCAUUCCAGCUGACAUUCUUUGUGUGUGUGCAUGUACUUGUACGAAUAUUCUAAAUCAUGCAAAUCAGGAAAUGUGUUAGAUUUUUGUGAUUGCCAUAGAUCAUUUAUAUGCAUUUGCUUACCAGAAGUUAGCUUCUAUGUUUAGGUUUCACUUGACCACUUCUAAAAUAUUUUCCACAUUUGACAAGUAAAUUUUAGAUAGAUGGCAAUAAUUUAGAAUAUGUAUUCAUUGAUAAAUAUCCUCAGGUGGCAUUUUUAUGCUUUUUGUUUCCUGGUUAUUGUCAAAGUGUAAAGACUUUGGUUAUAAGUAGGAAAAGAUUUGGAGGGUGCUCAUGGUAUUUUUUUCAGUUUUUAAUUUAAUUGUGAUAUUUGGCAUGGAAAUAGUGGUGGUGUAACCUAUAUCCUGGAAGCCAGAAACAUCUUUCUACAUGUCUACUUGGUGGUAAUAUCGAGGUAAAGAAGUAUUCUCCUUCUAGCCCUGUGCACUAUUAGAAGGAGAACAAGAAGGGAAAAAAGAGUUGUUGUGUCUGACUAAUCCCACUCCUGUUCACAGUGUCUAUUAACCAUUAAUUUUCAGAAAAUUUCUGUAUUUACAGCAGCUGUUUCUUAGAUAUUACUAACUUAGUCCAGAAAAUGUUGCUAAAUACAUGUCUGGAAUGGUCAUGACAUAGUUUGUUUCACGAAAUUAGAUGUUUACUCUUAAAUAUAACGUGACGAUAUUUGAAACUUUGAGAACAGUUCUGUUUGCUUUAUGUUCUGUUCUUAACAAAGCUCAAAGUCAAAUAUGCAGCUUUCUGUUAACAAAGCCUGCAGAAUGUUCUUGCGUGUUUUUGAGUAAUACAUUGCUGGCUUCCACUUACUUUGUUUUUCCAUUUUUAUCUUCUCCCACCCCCAAUUUCAAUUUUUUGUUUUUUUGGUAUCCCGUAUAAACUUUUUUUGAACGAGAAGUGUAAAUCAUUGUGAGUAAAUGUGAUCGGCUGAUCUGUCUAUAACUACCCUGUUAAAGCUCUUUUUCCAAAGCUAUAUUAUUUUUAUAUGUUAAUUUCUUGAAACACUGUCUUUCCAGUAUUCUUAUUCUACUAGGUACAUUUGGACUGAUUUUUUUUCAUAAGUUUAUCUUUGAUAUUUCUAGCCUGAUUUCUCUUUUACAUAUGGAAAGUCCAUAUGUAAUAAUCAGGGGCAUGAGGGGUUGCUCCAUAUCCCCCCUUUCUCCAUUAAAAAAUAAGCAUUUCUGACCUUUUAUAGAAAAGCAAGCAUUGAUUGUUAUAAUGUGUAGGAAAUCUCAGAACAGGGUAGUGAACUUUUUAAAGAAUUGUUGUUUACGCUUUAAAAUGAAAUUUUGUACCAAAAGAAGCUAAGCACAUGCUAUCAAAUAGCAAGUUCCUUUAGGAACUCAUAUAUAGGUUUGUCUGAUUUCACUUAUAAGUUUUCAAAUGAUGACUUGGAAAUUGCAAAUGGUCCACCUCUUUGCCCCUAUGCUCACCCUUUUAUUCUGUUAAUCUAAGUUUGCCUUAAAAUUAGCUAAAUGAUGGUAAACUUUAGCCUGGUUCUUGCUGGGCUAAAAGAACAUUUAAUAGCUCAUUCUCAGUUUAGUAGAAAUUUUUUCCUCAGAAAUUAAAGAAUGAAGUGAUAACUAUAGGAAAUAUUCAAGAUUUGUUUUUGAUAGCAAUCUUGCCAGAGAUUCAAGAUUAUGAAUAACUUCUAAAUAAAUAUUCAUUUUUAGGAGAAUCUAAGUUAAAUUUUAAAGGAUAUCUAAUUAAUUAUAGCUGUUUUCAUCUACAAGCACUUCAUUUACUCAGUUUUAUUUCACAUUUUUAAUAAGAAUUUCCUACAUGUUAGAAUUUAGUGAUUGAAACUCUUCAGUUGUGAGCCUUGUUCUUGGUAGCAACUAAUUUUGAGAAUGCAUGCUUGGGGAAAAAUUGCCACAGAAGUUUUGUAUAUUUUUAAUGUGUACAACUUUUACAUCCUAAAUCUCCCAUACAUUUGUAUGGUGCGUGCAACCUUAAAGUACCAUUUUCAUAAGUGUCACAGUACAAAUAAUUAAAUCUGCUUUAAUGGCUGAUUUAAUUCUAUCUUUCAGAGAUUUUUUUUCCAGGCGAUACAGUGCUUUUUGUUAGUAGGUCCUUUACUAAAAGACCAAGUAGUCUGCCGUUUAAAUGACCAGUCCAUCAAAGUCUUGCAGACAGGCAGCUCAGCAGCGUUGCUGAUUACAUGGUUCACGAUGCGUUAAUUUGCUAAAUAUGGCUGUGUAUUGUAUCUUCUCAUGGGACCUGUCCCUCAAAAGAGUAAAUCAUUAAAGUAACUUCUUUUGUUUUUUAAAUUAUGGUAGUAUUUUGGUUGAUAGGAGAUGAGAGUUGCUUAAAAACAUUCUAAAAGCACAGUAGUGUUGAUGAAAUGACCACAACCUUCAACUAUUAUUUAUCCUAAUAAAUAUGGAUUUUUGCCUUCACCAGGUGAUUACAUUGUAAGGCUGUCCUUUGAAAAUAAAAUCUUUGAUUUUGUUGAAGUCAAAUGUGUUGUCAGGUUACAUUUGGAAAGAUUAUAUUUGUAAAUUAAAAAAAUUCAAGUAGACCUUCAGACUACAUAGAAGCCUUUUAAAUGACCGUGUGUAUUAAUAGAAAAUUUAGCAUUAAAAGUUAAAAUCUAUAACAACAUAACUCCAGCCCCCUAUAUUUGGGUCAAAUAUCUCUGGAGAUGGCUGCAGAGUUUCCUUUAUGAUGCUGUCUUUGAGUUUUUUAUAACUUUGCACAUUUAAUCUUCCUCAAUAAGGGCUUUCCUCUUUCCCCCUCCGCUUUUCCCCAUUAUGCCAUUUUAUUUAGGGGUUUAAUGUAGGCAGAAAUGUGCCCAUAAAUGUUUGGGUUGCCUUUUUAUGGAUUACUGCCGACUAAAAAUAUAAAUAAGCAUUCUUAUCCAAAAAGAAAAUUCAAGCAGAAAAUGAUAACAUUACCUUCCAAUGAUUAAAACAGGUGCCCAAUUGAAAGCUUUUUUGAUAAAAAUUUAAUAACUUUAAGACUAUAUUCUCAAUGAAGUAAUUUUUACAAUUAUUUAAUCUUCCCAUCCCCAUAUUUUCCUCCAUGCGCAUAGCGACUUAGCAGCAGCAUCAGCAAACACAGAUGAGGAGCAGGAUUACUUUUGAGUAGGAUACGUUGUUACAUCUGUUACAUAAAACACGUACUGAAAUUUUAUUCUUUCCGUCGUGUUGUCUAAUUUUUAAACUGGGGAUGAUAAAGAUAGACUUGGAUUUAGGUAUUAAGUUGAAUGCUGUCUUGAGCAUUUAAUGAUUGAUACAGAUUAUUACUGAUCCAGCCACCUGUGCUGUGUAAGUCUAGAAACUGAUACGGUUGUGGACCAAGCAAUAUAACUCAAGUGCCAUUCUGCAGAACUACAAAGCUCUCUAUACCAGGUUAUGGUGUUAAAUCAUAAUUUCUGGAUCAUGAUCUUAAACCUUUGAUGGGUUCCAUUUCUACUUGACUCUUUACUGACAAGUAUUCCUGAUGGCCUGAAAGUCCAUGUUAUUUAAAGCUUGAAGUAUCCAGAUCAAAUAUGAAAUUAUUUUACAUUUAAAAAAAGUUAAGUACAAAAUAUCAGUUGUGUAAUCAUGGUAGAACAUAAACCUUUGCUAUAAAAGAUUUUUAAAGGCUAUUUGAUUAAAACACUUAUUUACUUAAACU